This is a messenger RNA of Ipomoea nil (Japanese morning glory), 1035 nucleotides long. RefSeq lists its product as uncharacterized. The record is from RefSeq and is a predicted model, not a curated record. Bases 1 to 1035 code for a protein of 344 amino acids. Lineage: Eukaryota; Viridiplantae; Streptophyta; Magnoliopsida; Solanales; Convolvulaceae. Gene Ontology annotation, molecular function: nucleic acid binding; RNA-DNA hybrid ribonuclease activity. The transcript is spliced from 2 exons.
AUGACAAAAGUCUGGGACCUCCCCUGGUUGCCUGACUCCCAUGACCCGUCUGUUCACUCAGAUUCGCCUGCGCAACAUCCUGAUUUGAUGGUGGCAGACUUAAUAGAUAAUGACCAGGGAUUUUGGAAUCAGGAUUUAAUAUUGCAGUUAUUUAUUCCCAGGGAUGCUGGCUUGAUUUUACAGACCCCGGUAUGUGUGGAUUUUAAGGAUGAUUGGUACUGGGCGGGUUCUCCCAAAUGGAAGAUUUUCCUUUGGAGAGCUAUCACUAAUAUUUUGCCAACAAUUACUAACCUGGUUAGAAGAAGAGUGGAAAUUCCAAAUGUGUGCCCUGCUUGUGGUGUGCUUGAAGAGGAUGUUAUGCACAUUUUAUGCAAUUGUGUUUAUGCUAGACAUGUGUGGAAUGUUUCACAACUCCAAAUCCCUAACUUUGGUGAUCAUGAUUUUGUGCAGUGGGUGGAGCUUUGGCUAGGGAACUCAGCAAUAUCUGCUGGUUUUCAAAAAGAUCAAAUAUGUGGAAUACUCUACGAAAUAUGGAGGGUCCGGAACAUGGCGGUUUGGGACCUCGCUUUGCCUAACCCGUCGCAGCUUUGUGCCUCUUUUCACCGAACCUGGGCCGUAUGGAUUAAAUCAAAUGCUCACGACAGUGUUGCGCCGUUACUGCCCAUUGCUACUGCUUUGCCACAGCCGCUGUCCGAAGUAUCGCCUGCCAUACUACACGAGGCUGCUGCAUCUCUCGCCCACAAUACCGUGAUAUGUAGUACGAACGCUGGAUUUUAUGGGUCACAACACGCACCAACUUUCGGCUUCUAUGUGCGCAACCCGGAAGGUGUUUUUAUAGCAGCGGUAAAUGGCCCCCUCUCUUGCCCAUAUGAUCCGCUUUUAGCCGAAGCAAUGGCAAUACGUGAGGCUCUCUCAUGGCUUCAGGACCACAAUUAUCACAGUAUUGUUAUUUUGACGGACUGCGCAGUUCUCGUGGAUAGCUUCCGAGACGUCAGUUUGUUCCGCUCGUAUCUUGGCAUUGUUUUAGACUCAUGA